AUGGAGGUGGCAGAAGUGAGCAAUGACACCCGCGGGUGGAUCAUGUGCAUCAUAUUCUCGGCCCUGCAUAGUAUGCUACCCGAGUCCGAGGAGUACCUGCGCAGGGACAAGUACGAAUCGAUGGACGCCGGCUUGAUCAUGAUGGGGUGCUUCGUCGGCGGCUUCCUGGGGAUACAGGGCGUGUCGAGGCUGCUUCACCGCGUCAUGCCCUCACAUGUGGUCGACUGCGAUCACACCCACGACGACGCGGAUGGGGACGAAGACCACGCCAAACACGACCACGCCGAUGGUGUCAGCCGCCAGCCGUCGCGCAUCGGUAGGGCGAGGACGCGGCUGUCGUCCCAGGGCAGACGGAUAACUACUGUCACGAAGCUGCACGAAAAUGGCCAUUCCCACUCCCACGGCCACGGACACGGCGACUCCCACGGCCAUCGGCACGUGUCUGAGUCCACACCGCUCCUGCAAUCUGCGGGCAACCAGCAGGCCAACGGACGGCCACAUCCCGAUCCCCAGCAGCAUGGCCUGUCAGCCGUCACGGAUGGCUUGCGCCAACAGGCACUGGCCCCGAAGCAUUCGUCUAUCGGUGUUGGCCGUCGUCCAUCCCUCAUUGACAUGCGCGAUCGUGUCAUGUCCUUCGUCAAGGACACCAAGAGAACCUGUGACGUAAAUGGCCCUUGCUAUGGCUACAGUGAUCCCUGUGGGCAGGAAUGUUUCAAGCAUCUCAGCUCGCGGUCUGCAAUCUCGAGACAGAACUCACGCUCCGCGUCGCGAAUGAACACGAGCAUCUUUCAACCUACUGCGCCACUGUUUGAGAGGGUGUCAGAGGAGGGCAGCGAGAUCGAUUCAGGGGCGGCCUCGCCUUUCAGCCCUUUGGGUCAAGCCAGCCGCACCCAAUCGCGGGAGGCAGCGGUCGGGGCGGGCCAUCACGAUCAUCCUCAUCACGACCACCAUCAUCACCCGGAUGAGGACGACUACUCCCACGACCACAUGUCGGAGGCAAGCACCGACCUCGAAGCCCAAGACGGCGCAGCUCAUCACCACCACGUCCCGGCGAACGCGUUCCUGUCCAUCGGCCUGCAGACCGUCAUCGCCAUCGCGCUGCACAAGUUCCCCGAGGGCUUCAUCACCUACGCCACCAACCACGCCAACCCUCAGCUCGGCUUCAACGUAUUUAUGGCCCUCUUCGUACACAAUAUUGCCGAGGGUUUUGCCAUGGCCCUGCCACUGUACAUGGCCCUGGGUUCGCGCCUGAAAGCGAUAGCCUGGUCCAGUCUUCUGGGCGGCUUCAGCCAGCCUAUGGGCGCUGGCAUAGCAUGGCUGGUAUUCAGGUUCUUUGGCUCCGGCGAGGGGGUCGGAAUCGACAACACCGCCUACGCGAUCCUGUUCGCUGCAACGGCGGGCAUCAUGGCGAGUGUUGCUCUGCAGCUCUUUGUCGAGAGCUUAAGCCUGAACCACAAUCGCAACCUGAGCAUUGCCUUUGCGUUCCUGGGCAUGGUGCUCUUGGGAGUGAGCAACGCAGUUGCUGGCCACCACUGA
Molecule: messenger RNA, 1536 nt
Organism: Diaporthe citri
Lineage: Eukaryota; Fungi; Ascomycota; Sordariomycetes; Diaporthales; Diaporthaceae
Exons: 2
Coding region: 1-1536 (511 amino acids)
Biological process (GO): zinc ion transmembrane transport
Cellular component (GO): membrane
Molecular function (GO): zinc ion transmembrane transporter activity
Source: RefSeq, a predicted model, not a curated record